This is a messenger RNA of Scophthalmus maximus (turbot), 1302 nucleotides long. RefSeq names its product asialoglycoprotein receptor-like 2 (gene asgr1a). Lineage: Eukaryota; Metazoa; Chordata; Actinopteri; Pleuronectiformes; Scophthalmidae. The coding region runs from base 387 to 1223 and encodes 278 amino acids. The transcript has 8 exons. The record is from RefSeq and is a predicted model, not a curated record.
CGGCACGAAGACGUCAAGAUCCUCUUUCAUUGACUGUUUCACAACCUCACCAACAACCGCCAUUUUGGGACUUUUGCAGAGACUUUUGACAUCAGCAGAGCUCACACACACACACACACACACACACACACACACACACACACACACACACACACACACACACACACACACACACACACACACACACACACACACACACACACACACACACACACACACACACACACACACACUGUUUUCCAGUUCAAAGUGCGUUUGGGGGCCAAUGACCCUCAGCUGAUGUUUGGACUGUCUGACUGUUCGUCAGGCUUCAUUGCAGAGGCGAAGAAGAAGAAGAAGAAGAAGAAGAAGAAGAAGGAAGACACAUCAGGGAAAAAGACAUCGCCAUGACGACCGAGUAUCAUGACAACAUUGAAGACGACAGCAACUCGUUCUGGAACAAAGAGCCUCGACCUGUCUCCUUCUCAGGUGUCUCCAGGUUCAGACGUUGGUUGUUUCCUGCUCUGACAGCGACAGUCAUCCUGGUUCUGAUCAUAGCACUGGGAGCGAGCAACACGACGACGUCCAACCGAUUGUGGUCUUUGGAGAAAAGUGUCUCCAACCUGACGGGAUCACUGAACGCCGCGCUGCAGCUCAGCACAAACGCGGCAGCAGACGUCCGGCGGCUCAAGUUUUCUGUGGAGAACAACAAGGACCAGCUGACCUCAGUGUCAGAAGCCUUGAAGCAGCUCGCAGCGCUGGACGCCAUCAGCAGGUCGGUUGCUUCACUGAAAUGUUCCCUCGAACGCCUCGUCAACAACGGUUCAGAGGCGAGUGGAUGUUGUCCUCUGGAGUGGGAUCGUUUCCAUAGGACCUGUUAUUUGUUCAACAAGACGCCGUUGUCCUGGUCUGAUGCAAGAGACUGGUGCAACGGACACGAGUCCCACCUGGCCAUCCUGAUCACCGACGACGAGUGGGACUUUGUGACCCGUCAGGCCGCGGGUACUUAUUACUGGUUGGGUCUGACGGAUGAGAGGACAGGGAACUGGGAGUGGGUCAACCAGACGCCCUACGUCAUGAACCGGAGGCGCUGGAGACCGGGCCAGCCUGACGCCUGGACCAAUCACGGUCUCGGUCCCGGAGACGAAGACUGCGCUCACCUGCACAACGACGGACGGCUCAACGACCUGCACUGCUCCAACAGGCUGCGCUUCAUCUGCCAGAGACGCGAGCAGCGCAGCUGAAGACCAGCACCUCGGGCCGGGCUCCGCCCACACGACCGCCGCGCAGAAAGACGCCAUUAAAAAGUUUGAUCCCAACAAA